UGUUUUUUUUACAUACAAUGUGCUACUGGAGGUCUAUUAUUUUCAUUUGAAGCAGCCAUUCUAGAGUCUUUUUGGCCAUUUCCAAUCCUUCAAAGAUUCACUUGUCCAAGAGAAACUAAUCCACGUUUUCGAGACCGAUGGAUGGCACCAAUUUAUGCAAUGUUUGGGUUUUGGCUGUUCUGUGUGGGCAGAUCAUGGCACUGAAGUUUAAAGUUAUUAAGCUAAAACAAAACUGAUACUAGUAACUAAGCCCCACAAUGUCAGAACCAGAUAAAAUGUUGCACUUUGCAAAAUGAUAUUUAGGAGCCAUGUCCAUCAUGACUGGACCCACAAAAACCAUCAGUUUGAUGCUGCUCUUUUAGGGUAUUUUUUGUUGAAUUCAACACCCAAACCAGUUUAAAUACGUAACAUGAAAUUUGGGAGAUACUUCCAUCAUGAGUAAACCCCGCAAAAAAAAAAAAUCUCAAAAAGCCCUGCUUGAAAAUAUAGAAUGUACUCACUUUGGCCAUUGUAAAGGGGUCUUCUAAAGACAUACUUGUCAUAGUGAUUUUGUCCGAUUGCUCUCAAAUUUGAAAUGUGUAUACUAGACAGAUGAGAAGGUGUCAGUUACAGGGAACUUGAGUGUUCUACUUUGCAAGUGCACAGAGUAUAAUAAAGUUUUGACUUGUUACAAAAAGCAAAAUGACGGAUGUAUAAAUUUGUGUAUAUGAAAAAGGAUCAUGAUUGUACUGGUGUAGGGGUUCCACAUCUAAAAAGCUACAUGUAUGCUCCCAAAGUCAGGUGUCAAGGGUGCUAAGGAGGACACCAACCUAGUGACCAACCGCUGUUUUUGCCACCACAGGGUCGGAGAUGACAGUGGACCAGGGAGGUUGAGUCUCCGCUUUUCCCGCUUGAGUGCCAGGCGUCAUUCCCGCGCGCCGAGUCAUCCCGACAGAUCCGCAGCGCCACCCCCGCAGCGACUGGCUCAGCAAGAGGACAGGGUUCCUCUAUCAAACAAUGUCCCACCUCCAGUUCGGGCUCCAGCUCCAGCUGCAGCUCCACAUCAAGUUCCAUCCCUGGCUCUGGUUUCUCUUGCCCCAGCAACAAAAAUUCCUCCCAAACGGCCGGACAAAUCCACCAAGCCCAAACUGCCCCCUCGGCCUCUUUCAAAGGGGUUCAGUAGUAAUGAACACAGCUCCAAUGUGUUACAGGGUUUUAAUACUUUCCGGGCAAGUGACGUCCUGUGCGAUGUGGUGUUGGUUCCCGGAGAUAGUCAGGAUACUUUCCCAGUGCACCGAGUCAUCAUGGCAUCAUCCAGUGACUACUUCAAGGCUAUGUUCACAGGAGGUAUGCGUGAGACAGAUAUGCGCGAGAUCAAGCUGCACGGCGUGACCACAUUGGGCCUGAAGAACAUUUUAGACUUCAUCUAUACAUCAAAAAUUAACCUGGACAUGGGUAACCUUCAAGAGACCCUGGAGGCUGCCAACUUCCUUCAGGUCAUCCCGGUGCUUUCGUUCUGCAACCAGCUUCUGAGCAGUGAGAUUACAGUUGAUAAUUGCGUGGAGGUGGAGUGCAUUGCAUCUGAUUUACUUCUGGAGGACUUGCAGCGCAACAUUGCGGAAUUUGUGAGCCGCAACCUGUCGGCCCUGGUGCAGUGCGGUCGCUACCUUCAACUCUCCAAGAAGACCAUCACCGGAGCCCUGGCCAGCAACUCUCUGAAUGGACUCUCUGAAAUGGAGCUCUACCAAAUCGCCAAAGCUUGGGUGACUCACGACUCUGACAAGCGCCGCCAUUCAGUUUACGACUUGAUGCGUCACAUUCGCUUCCCCCUGAUGAGCCCCUCCGAGCUGAUCCAGAUCUCCCAUGAAGAAAACGUAAAGGAUGAAGAAAGCGAUUCCCUGAUGCGUUCCGAGACCUCCUGCAUCAACCUCCUGUUGGAGGCAAGUAACUAUCAGAUGAUGCCCUUCAUGCAGCCGGGUCUCCAAAGUGAGCGCACACAGAUCCGGUCAGACACUACCCACAUUGUGGCACUGGGGGGGGUCAUGCGGCAGCAGCUGGUGGUGAGCCGUGAGUUGAGGAUGUAUGACAACAAAACAGGUCACUGGAGAGCCCUCAAGUCCAUGGAUGUGCCUUGUUACCAACAUGGUGUGGCCCUUCUGGGUGGCUUCCUCUUCAUCGUCGGAGGUCAAAGUACCUAUGACACCAAGGGUAAGACAGCCAUCGAUAGUGCCUACCGCUAUGACCCACGAUUCAACGUGUGGCUUCAGAUUGCUUCACUCAACGAGAAGAGGACUUUCUUCCACCUUAGCGCUCUGAAGGGGAAACUCUACGCUGUCGGUGGCAGAAAUGUGGCGGGAGAGAUCGACUCAGUGGAGUGCUACGACCUGAAGACCAACGAGUGGAGGUUUGUGAGAAGCAUGGCCGAGUCUCACUACGGACACGCUGGGACGGUACACGGCGACAUGAUGUACAUCUCAGGUGGCAUCACCCACGACACCUUCCAGAGGGAACUGUGGUGCUAUGACCCGGCAAGGGACACGUGGACCCGCCGCGCGGACAUGAAGGAGCUGCGGGGCCUCCAUUGUAUGUGCACUGUGGGGGAUCGCAUCUUUGUCAUGGGUGGCAACCACUUCCGGGGCAGCACCGACUAUGACGACGUACUGGCCUGCGAGUGCUACAGCCCCAAAAUCGACCAGUGGACGGUGGUGGCGCCCAUGCCGCGGGGCCAAAGUGAUGUGGGUGUCACCGUCUUCCAAGGCCAGAUCUACGUGGUGGGCGGGUACUCGUGGAACAGCCGCUGCAUGGUAGACAUCGUGCAGCGCUACGACCCCGAGGAGGACACGUGGGACCAUGUGUUCGACAUCUUGGAGCCUCUGGGUGGUAUUCGAGCCUGUACCAUGACUGUUCAUUUGCCAGAGGGCUCGGUAGACGAGGUUCAGAUCCAGGAGGUGCCCCUAACCACAGGCGAGAACUAAACUUGGGUAGCAAUUGGAUGGAAUCCCAAGGAAAAUUUUGUCUUUGAAAGACCCCUGGAAAUGAUCAAAAUGUUGAUUUAAAUCUGCUUCUAUCCAAAAUGGCAGACUCCUGUGCAUUAUACAAAAUGGCUUUUUGAGACUGUUUGGUGGGUCUACUCAUGAUAGUCAUGCCCACAGAAUUUUAUGUUGCUAACCGAAACUUGUUUCAGUGGUUUAAUACAUUUUUGUGUGUUCGAUUUCAUCAAGGAACUCCUGAUCGUUAUGUAACCUUGAAACAGCCGUUUCAAACCGAAGACACAGGAAACCUUCAGUAUUUUUAAGAACGAGUAGUUGAGACUUUUUGUGAGUAUAAUCCUGAUACUCAUGGUGACCCAAUUUCAUCUGGUUAAGUGGAAUUGGCUUCAGAGCCUAAAUUCUUGAAACAUUAAUGUGCCGAGUUUUUAUUUACUUAUGUUUUAUGGCAAAUCCUCACACUUCGGCAAACAAAGACAAGAACUCAAAAUAAAAAACCCUGAGAAUUCUCUUUGAAUGAAUGAAUGACAAUUGUUGUCAUGGUUCAGAUUAAGUAUCUAUCAAACAGAUAAAUCAAGUAAAAUUGUAGAUCCUCUUUGAAGGGCCCUUAGAAAUGUCAAACAGUCCUAACAAAAGCUGUUUCAAACCCAUUACGCAAUUUCUCUUUUCAAGCACAGCUUCUUGAGACUUUUAUCCAGGCCACUCACAAUAGAUGUCUACCAAAUGUAAUGUUGCUCAGUCAAACUGGUUUCAGGGGCUGAAUUUUCAAAUCACUACCAAAUAUACAUUUUCACCAGGAGGGACAUGCUUCGAGAUGAUCGUAAAAGGGCUACUUCGAACAAAACUGCAGACAUCCUUUGUCUUUUCAAGUUUGUUGCUUGAAAUGUUUUUUUGUGAUGCUACUCAUGAUUGAAUUCUGAAACAAAUUAUAGAUUGCUAAAUGAAUUUGGCUUGAGGAAUUAAUUUAAAACAAAUGACAAGAUGUAAAUUUUCCACCAGGUGAAACACCUGGAAAAUGAGCCCAAGGUGGCUGCUUCAAACAUACAUAAAUAAACAUAAAUGAAAGACUUCCUUUGUCUUUUUACAGCACGGCAUUUGGAGAGAUUUGUACAUAAGUCUACUUAUAAUAGUCAUCCCAACCAAAUUUCACGAUGCUAAAUGUAUCUGGUUUCUAUGGCUGAAUUUUAAAAUAUCAACCAAAUAUAUUUUCCCCUGGAUGAACCUGGCUGCUAGAUCACCAUAAAAUGGCCACUUUGAACUAAAACGCCAGACGUUGCAGUGUCUUCUCAUGCAUGGCUCCUUGAGACUUCUUUGUGAAUCUACUCAGAAUAGGCAUGCCUAUUAAAUUUCUUGGUUCUGAGGUAAUUUGGCUUCAGGGGCUGAAUUUCCCCAAAAUUCUGUGGGUAUUACUGAUCUGAUUUUUCCUUGGUCACGGCCGAUAUGCCAAAGAAACGAAGCAAUUUUUAGUUGCCACCAACAAGGAACUAUUGACAAUUUUCCUUUUUUUUUUUUUUUUUUUUUUAAAGUAAUUUCCCAAGACAAAGGUCAUUUGCACAGCGUUGACAAAGCUCUGCACUGUGGCUCAUUCUGAGCUGUUUAUGUCCAAGCAUGAGUUCCGGUCAUGAGUUUGGACAUCUGGUAGCUUGUGGCCACAAAACCUGUGCUUGCGUCACAUAUUCCCAGGGUGAUGAUGACUGAUGCUAGCUGGCUACAUGUUAGCAUCACUGUCAACAUUAGGGGAUUUCCUGGUUUUGCCACAUUUCAACAUUGUCUUAAUUCUAUGAGACUACAUGGUAGACUUUGAUGGUUUGGACAUGUUCAGAGGCGAGAGAGUGAGUAUAUUGGUAGAAGGGUGAUGAGGAUGGAGCUGCCAGGGAAGAGAGUGAGAGGUAGACCAAAGAAAAGGUUGAUGGAUGUUGUGAGGGAAGACGUGAUGGCAGUGGGUGUUAGAGAGGAAGAUGCAGGAUAGGCUGAUGUGGAAAAAAGAUAAGGCGCUGCAGCGACCCCUAACAGGACAAGUCGAAAGAAAAGCACAAGGGCACAAGGGUUUUUUCCAUUUUUUUUAAGAUACAUGUUAGCGUCGCUUAUGUCACCGUUGAACAAUUUCCCGGUUAAUACUUUUUUUAUGUCAACAUGAUAGCUGGCUACAUGUUAGCGUCAGUGACAUCAAAAUCAGGGAACUCCACACUUGGUUUACAUAAAAUUUUUACAUCAACCCUGUUAGAUAGCUACGUGUUAGUCUGGCUAGUGCCAUCAUUUUUUG
Molecule: messenger RNA, 5229 nt
Organism: Syngnathoides biaculeatus (alligator pipefish)
Lineage: Eukaryota; Metazoa; Chordata; Actinopteri; Syngnathiformes; Syngnathidae
Product: kelch-like protein 9
Exons: 9
Coding region: 765-2954 (729 amino acids)
Biological process (GO): protein ubiquitination; regulation of cytokinesis
Cellular component (GO): Cul3-RING ubiquitin ligase complex
Molecular function (GO): ubiquitin-protein transferase activity; cullin family protein binding
Source: RefSeq, a predicted model, not a curated record